This is a messenger RNA of Oenanthe melanoleuca, 4190 nucleotides long. RefSeq names its product transforming growth factor beta receptor 2 (gene TGFBR2). Gene Ontology annotation, biological process: transforming growth factor beta receptor signaling pathway; heart development; cellular response to growth factor stimulus. Bases 295 to 1995 code for a protein of 566 amino acids. Gene Ontology annotation, molecular function: ATP binding; activin receptor activity; metal ion binding. Gene Ontology annotation, cellular component: plasma membrane; signaling receptor complex. The record is from RefSeq and is a predicted model, not a curated record. NCBI's taxonomy places the organism in Eukaryota, Metazoa, Chordata, Aves, Passeriformes, Muscicapidae. The transcript has 7 exons.
GACUGUGGGAAGGGGGGAGAAGGAACUACUGUAAGAGUAAGAAAGUCCUGCCCAGCUGUUUGCGAAGUUUAAGAUUUCCUGUUUCCCCUGCAGCGCCGAAGUGAAGUUUCAGUGAGUCACCCGCGGUCCCGAGCAGCGGAGCGGAGCGGAGCGGCGCAGCCCCGCUCCUGCAGCCCCGCCACCGCCACCGCCGCCACAGCCACCGCGGCCUCCCCGCCGCCGCCGCGCCCCGCCCGGCCCCGCUGGGCUCUUCUCGGCCCCGCUGGGCUCCGCUGGGCUCCGCUGGGCUCCGCGAUGCCCGCCCGGCCGCACGGCAGCCCGCGGCCGCUGCCGCUGCUGCGCCUCGCCCUCUGCGCGCUCAUGGGCAGCGCGCUGCUCCGCGCUGAAUUUACAUCACCUGUAGACAGAAAUAAGGAAGGUGGACUGAAAAUGCCAAACCUAUGCAAAUUUUGUGAUAUUAAAGUAACAACGUGCUCAAACCAACAUCAGUGCAGGAGCAACUGCAACAUCACUUCUAUCUGUGAGAGGAGUAGUGAAGUCUGUGUUGCUAUAUGGAGACAGAAUGAUGAAAAUGUGACAUUAGAAACAAUAUGCCAUGAUCCCCAGGAAACACUGUAUGGUCACUUUUUGGAUGACUAUCAUUCAGAGCAGUGUUUGAUGAGGGAAAAGAAGGACGAUGGGGGAUUGAUGUUCAUGUGCUCCUGCACAGGUGAAGAAUGCAAUGAUAUGCUCAUUUUUACACCAGAUGACCCUCAUAAGCCAGAGGAGAAGGAUGAAAUUUCCAAAGUUACAAUCAUAAGCCUUGUCCCAUUGCUGGUGAUUUCUGUGGCUGUGAUUGUUAUCUUCUAUGCCUACCGCACUCAUAAGAAGAGGAAACUCAACAAGGCAUGGGAGAAGAAUGUUAAGCCCAAGAAGCAUAAGGACUGCAGUGAUGUCUGUGCCAUUAUGUUAGAUGAUGACCGCUCAGACAUCAGCUCCACGUGUGCCAACAACAUCAACCACAACACAGAGCUGCUCCCCAUUGAGCUGGACGUUGUUGUUGGCAAAGGGAGGUUUGCUGAAGUGUAUAAAGCCAAAUUGAAGCAAAACACAUCUGAACAGUAUGAAACUGUGGCAGUCAAGAUUUUCUCCUAUGAAGAAUAUGCUUCCUGGAAAACUGAGAAAGACAUUUUUUCAGAUGUAAACCUCAAGCACGAAAACAUCCUCCAGUUCUUGACAGCAGAGGAGCGUAAGACAGAUCUUGGCAAACAGUAUUGGUUGAUCACUGCCUUCCAUGCUAAAGGAAACUUGCAGGAAUAUCUCACACGGCACAUCAUCAGCUGGGAGGACCUCUGGAAACUUGGUGGGUCCUUGGCCCGAGGGAUUGCCCAUCUGCACAGUGACCACACGCCCUGUGGUCGUCCCAAAACACCUAUUGUACACAGAGACCUAAAGAGUUCCAACAUCCUGGUGAAAAAUGAUUUAACCUGCUGUCUCUGUGACUUUGGGUUAUCCCUGAGGCUGGACCCUUCCCUGUCUGUGGAUGACUUGGCUAACAGUGGGCAGGUUGGCACAGCAAGGUAUAUGGCCCCUGAGGUUUUGGAGUCCAGGAUGAACCUGGAGAACAUGGAGUCCUUCAAACAAACAGAUGUGUACUCCAUGGCUUUGGUCCUCUGGGAAAUGACAUCUCGCUGUAACGCUGUCGGAGAAGUGAAAGAGUACGAGCCCCCCUUCGGCUCCAAAGUGCGAGAGCACCCUUGUGUGGAAAGCAUGAAGGACAAUGUCCUGAGAGACAGAGGGCGGCCCGAGAUCCCCAGCUCCUGGCUUAACCACCAGGGCAUCCAGAUGGUGUGCGAGACCCUGACCGAGUGCUGGGACCACGACCCCGAGGCGCGGCUGACGGCGCAGUGCGUGGCCGAGCGCUUCAGCCAGCUCAAGCACCUCGACAGGCUCUCGGGAAGGAGCUGCUCCGAGGAGAAGAUUCCCGAGGACGGCUCCGUGACCACCGCCAAGUAGCGCCCGCCGAGAGCUCCAGACGGAGGGAGCCGCUCCUGGACGUGUUCACCUUGGCAAAGGAAGGAGUCUUGGUCUGUGCCUUGACUUGCUUCCUGGAGGAUGAGGCUGCCGCUACUCCCUUUAUGCUCCAGCUCUGGGCAGGGAGAUGUGUUGUGGGAGUUAAAAGCUGGGGGAGUAGCAGUCAUACCCUAGCACUGGCGGCCGGCAUCAUGUCGUAGGAGGAGCUAUGUGUGGUAGCACUUCCUCAGGAAGAGGAUUUGAAAAUAGCCAAUAACAUUAUGCACUUUAUUAAUGCCUGUAUAUAACUUUGAAAUUGCUAUUUUUAUUUAUAUAUAUAUAUACAUAUAUAUAAAAAGUAUGUAUAUAUAUAUAUAUAUAUAUAUAUAUAUAUAUAUAUGUAUCUAUAAGCAACCAUGUCCUGGGAAAAAAAAAGUUAUUAAAAAAAAGUGCUUUCCAGGAAAUUACCAGUGCAUUAGAAAUCCCACCCCUUAGGGAAUGAACCUGGGGAGACUGGUAUAGCACCACACCAGCAAUUGUGCACUAAGCGUUCUGCCAAAAAAUAGGAAUAAUAUGCAAUAAGAAGAUGACUCUUAAAGGAUGUGCUGUGACCACCUGGCUGUGGUCCUGCUGUUCACAGUUGCAGGAGCAGUCUCACAGCAGACAGGCCAAGUUGCAUGGUCCUGUCCACAGCACAUUGGGGAAGGUUCAGGAAUGCCUUUUCCCCUCUCAUCAGAGCCCCAGAGUCCUCAAAGUGUUCCAGAACAGGCAUGUGAGGAGGUUUGGCCCUUCCCACAUGUGUGUUUUGUUAUUGAGUUCAUUAAUGUUGUAUGUUUAUUGCUUUGAAUUCGUGCUGCUUGCAAACAGGUUGCAAAAUAUCAGCAGGAUGAGUUUUCCCCUCCUCCCAUCCCCACCCCCAACCAUACAGAACAGGACAGGGCCAGUGCAAAUCCAAGCAGAUGUUUUAUAUUUGCAGUGCAUUCUGAGUAUGGGCAAUCCUAUAUUUUUUCCCCCCUGUCUUUUACCUUGAUUUUUUUUGCUUUAAAAACAAUGUUUUUUUUCCCUCUACAGUGUGUCUUAUUUCUAGACAAACCACAGCCUGACUCUGUUCCAUGGUUUCUAAAGUAAGAGGCAACAGCUGGUGCCUUUACUUUUGCAAAAAGGCCUUGGAGGUGAGGGAAAGCUCCAUAGCAAUAGGUUAAUGGCAUAUCCUGCCCUCAGCAUUGCUUGCAUUUAGGGCUGCCUCAGCAAGUCAGCAAUUCACAGAAUAAAAAAAAACAGAAACAAAGAAAGGCUUUUUCAACAGGAUCUUUCAGACUUUGCUUACAUUCUUUCAGUUCCCCAAAAUGCUUGAGACAGUUGACAUCACAUCAGGCCUAUAUACAUGACAGCAAUGUGUGUUUAAGAAGUGCUAAAAAUUUUGUCUUUAGGUGUUUUACAGUGAUUUAUCCCCUUUUCUCUUCCUUUUGGCAUGUCAGCAGGCCUUGCAAGUUAGAAAUUCAACAGCACAAACCAAUGCUGGACAGAUGUAUCUGGUGUGAUUUAGUAAACACCUUUGACAGAUAAACAUCAGUAUUUCUCUUGAAAAUGUUGCCAUACAAGUCAAUAGGAAUCAUGCUUAUUCGAAUAAGAGUUAAAAUUUAUGAUGGCAAAUACUUUAUUUGAAAUGGUUUUGUAACUGGUUUUUUUUUGUUUUGUUUUUUUUUGUUUGUUUGUUUUUUAAUUUUAACCAAACUGCUCAGAAAUGUUAGAGCAACGGGGACAAAACAGGGCAAAACCUCCACACCUACAGUGGAACUUAGAGGUUCAUUUUUGUAGGGAUGGAAUGCUGUAAAUUCACAGGUCCUUAGGCAGAGGUAGGAGAUGUGGGUGGGGAGUGCAUCCAGGCAGGUAAAUGUCUCAGCCCAUUUCUCUUCCUCCAUCCACACAGAAGGUCAAGCAAUGGCAACCAGUAGUUCCUUACAGUACUGACAUUUUUAUGGGGUUUUUUAACACUACAUGUAAAGGGAAAUUUUUAUUCUUUUAAGGAAUAUUUCACCUGUACAUCAUGUAUGAAAUAGGAAUGUGAGCAAUAUAUACUCUUGUAUAUCAAAAGUUUCAAACACUUACCUUGCUUUUUAAGCUGUUUUGAGGGGGUUUUCAUCUUGUUUUGUAUAAAUCAAAUGUUUAUUGGAGCAAAUAAAAUAACACCAACUCAA